Messenger RNA from Chara braunii, 2557 nucleotides. NCBI's taxonomy places the organism in Eukaryota, Viridiplantae, Streptophyta, Charophyceae, Charales, Characeae. The record is from the annotation of a GenBank genome assembly.
GUAAAGGACCACAUGCUGGUGGUUGAACACGCAAAGCGCUAAAGAGAGGAGGAGCGUCAGAUGGUGUCACCGUGCGCGGGUUAUGACUCCAUGGCUGACAAGGGGAUGUGGUCCAUGGUUGAGGGGAGUUGUACGGCCCAAGAGCACGGCGACGGUCAGAACAGAUACAUGGCUCGCAUUCGCCGCAGGCACGGUUGCACGACCGUUCUUGGUUGGGUCCCGGUCGUAUGUCCCAUGACAUAUGAGCAUGGUGGAGACGUUACCAUGAGAUUCAGAGACCCGCUUGGUAUGUCUUUCCAUCUGACCUACUCAGAUGGACUCCUGCGAGACAUUCGGUAUCUACCGAAGAAUGACUUGGCAGGUUCAGUGCAGCCAGGCAAGAGGACAAAGAAGCGCUCAGAAAUUUUCCGUUUGUCUGCUGAGGUGGAGGGCCCAUGUGGUCCUGGUCGCGUCAGGGGGUGCUCUGCAGCACAGGGUGACAUGGUCGGGCCGAGCGAUGUCGUGAUGUCGCAGAGCCCAGGGAAGAUGAAGAAGUGCACGUCGGGACCGCCACGUGGGCAGACGCCCGCAGGCAGAAAGAAGGUGAACCCGAAGGCGGUGUCAGCGACCAGAGACACCGCAGGUGCACGAACUCAGGUCUCCAGACGCUGUCGACGCCCAGGGAUGGCAACUUUGUCGGAAAUCAAAAAGUUGCAACGAUUCACCGACCUUUGCUUGGCUUUCAGGUCGUUCUUGCGUUUCGUGCGCGAGGUUGUGGAGCAGGACAUUGCUCCGAGUAUGGGCGUGAGGUUUCAGAUGAUGGCGGUGCGUGCUUUGAUGGAGGUUGUCGAGGCGUACCUGGUCGCCAAUUUCGAGAACACCAACGAGGUGGCCAUCCAUUCGAAGAGGACAGCAACGAGAGAGGAGCUAGUGUGUUCCGAUAUCUUCAAUGCUUUCACAAUGAAGAAAGAACAGUGUGAUCGUAGAUUUGAAGAGGCCGAAUUGCCAAGUUGUUGUGCAGAGUACACAGACAGUGCAGAAGAAGAAGAUGAAGAAGAGGAUGAGGGGGCAUCAUCUUCUGACGUGGAAGUGAGCGGCAACGAUGUCAGCAGCGACGAGGAAGACGAGGAAUAUGAUGUAUGCUGUGAUUUGAAGGCGGCGGGUGGACAAGUGACGAAAGAGUGGGCGCAUGCAAUUCUGAGGUUGGCACGUGCUUUUCUCGAUCCGCACAAAGUGUUGCGUGUUGUGAUGAAGGGGGCAACACCAGACGGUGCACUACAGUAUGCCGCAGUGACCAACAUAAUGAAAUCAUGCAACAAGGGAAAAAAGCGGUUACGUGUUGGCAAGGGAUGGUUUGUUCUAGUCAAUAGAGAGGCUGUGCUAACAACGUCACUGACAUGGGGAGUCAACCUGAGUUGCCUCAGACACGGCGCAACGGCGACAGCUUGGGGAGAGACAUUGCACCCCGGCUCUUCUACAAGAGACGCAAUAAAAAUGGACAGCGGUCCACGGGUGUGCGACUGUGGCAGGCUUUUCAUAUCAUUACGAACUUUGAACUCACAUCGUGCGAGGGCAUGCCCGACCGUGGAGGACGAAAGAACACAUGGCCAGGAGAUGGGUGUGGUCGAUGACGUCGGACCAUUAAGUAUAGGUGCAGUGAAUCUCAUGAGCGAUGAGAGCGAGGAUGUCGGGGCCCCCGAGAAUGUAGACGGGGAGGGCGGGACAUUCGAAGAGCAGCAACCGCAACCUGUCGAGUCUUUUGACAGCUCUCGCAAGUUGGCGGCACUGAUUUUCUUCGUUAAGGGCGGCGUCGGUAUGUCGCAGAGCGACAUAGAUGCUCUCUUGUCACUUUUCACAGACCCGAGAUUCAGCACGAGAGACAUCGCGUAUCGUAAUAGUCGAGAGUGUUUGACAUGGGCAGGGAGUCUAGAAAAGGCUGCUGGAUGGAAAAAGUUGGAUCUACGUUGUGACGAUUGGCCACGGGAUGCGCACGCCAUCUUGUGGCACCACAAUUGGCGAAUGAGAUUUCUGUCAAUUUUUCAUAUCGCAUUACAGAAAUGCGAGACGGUAUCUUCUCUAGAACUGUCUCCGCAGUCAGAGCACCUCAGUAUAUCCGGCCAACGCAGUGGGGUGCUAAGUUAUCACAUCCAGUCGAUCAGUCGAGCGGAUAAAGGUGUGGACGAGAAUGGUAAUCCACGUUAUGUUAUCCCUCUUUCAUUGUAUUCCGACAAGACACAUACAGACGGUCAUCAAAAACAGACGGCGUACCCUCUGAUGAUGUCACUAGCCGACCACGCAUCCGAAGCCACGCUGCUGGCCUAUCUUCAUGUGCUUCAUAAUCGUCCACGUGACAAAGGAUGGGGUCUGCAGUCCACCGCAUUCAGAAAGCGAAAGGCCAUCAUUUUGCACAAGGCCCUUUCGGUGGUGUUGCAGUUUGCGAAGGAGGCAUCUCAUGACGGAAUAAUGAUACCGACAACACGAUUUGGGACAUAACUGUCCACCCUUUCCUCCUCAACUAUAUCCAGGACCACCCAGAAGUAUGUGCGAUUGCAAUUGUGAAGUUCCGUGUAUGUACGAC